CCCGUCCCCAGACCGGAGCUCAUCUGCCAGCUGGAGCGCGGGCAGGAGCCGUGGACGGCGAAGAGAGGCCUCUCCCAGAACACCUAUCCAGGUGACAAAGGAAAACCCAAGGCCACAGUAUCUGCCAUUGGUGAGCCAGCCCUGUCUGAGGGCGUCCCCGUCCAGGAACAACUAAUACAAGGAGUUGCAGGAGACUCCCAGAAGCGCCAAACCAAGGAUCAGGAUGGGUCAUUGGAAAUGCAAGAAGGACAUUUGAGACCAGAGAUAGAUCCCCAGAAGGAGAAACUCCCUGGGAAAUCAAGCUCUGAAGAUGGCAACAUAGGGACAGCUGAUAAUGUGUGUUCAAGAAUUGUACAGGAGCCAGUCCCUCUGCGAGGUGCUGUCCAUGACCAUGACUCGUGUGGAUCAGGUAAAGAUCCCAUGAUUCAAGAAGAAGAAAAUAUCUUUAAAUGCAACGAAUGUGGGAAAAUUUUUAACAAGAAACGCCUCCUUGCUCGACACGAGAGAAUUCACUCUGGAGUGAAGCCCUAUGAAUGCACUGAGUGUGGGAAAACCUUUAGUAAAAGCACUUACCUCCUCCAGCACCACAUGGUCCACACCGGGGAGAAGCCCUAUAAGUGCAUGGAGUGCGGGAAGGCCUUCAACCGCAAGUCACACCUUACACAGCACCAGCGGAUUCACAGCGGGGAGAAGCCUUAUAAGUGCAGUGAGUGUGGAAAGGCCUUCACCCACCGCUCCACUUUUGUCUUGCAUAACAGGAGCCACACUGGAGAGAAACCCUUUGUGUGCAAAGAGUGUGGAAAAGCCUUCCGAGAUAGGCCAGGUUUCAUACGUCACUACAUAAUCCACAGUGGCGAGAAUCCCUACGAAUGCUUCGAGUGUGGCAAGGUCUUCAAACACAGGUCCUACCUCAUGUGGCACCAGCAGACUCACACUGGGGAGAAGCCCUACGAGUGCAGCGAGUGCGGGAAGGCCUUCUGUGAGAGCGCGGCCCUCAUUCACCACUACGUCAUCCACACGGGGGAGAAGCCCUUCGAGUGCCUGGAGUGCGGGAAGGCCUUCAACCACAGGUCCUACCUCAAGAGGCACCAGAGGAUCCACACCGGGGAGAAGCCCUAUGUGUGCACUGAGUGUGGAAAGGCCUUCACCCACUGUUCCACUUUCAUCUUGCACAAAAGGGCCCACACUGGAGAAAAACCUUUUGGAGAGAAACCCUAUGAAUGUGUCGAGUGUGGGAAAACCUUCUGCUGGAGCACAAACCUUAUUCGACACUCCAUCAUCCACACCGGGGAGAAGCCCUAUGAAUGCAGCGAGUGUGGAAAGGCCUUCAGUCGUAGCUCCUCCCUCACUCAGCAUCAGAGGAUUCAUACUGGGAGACACCCCGUCAGUGGCAGCGCAGCAGAAGUGGGGAGACCCUUCACGAGCGGGCAGUCCUCGGUCAACCUCCAAGAGCUCCUGUUGGGGAAAGACUUUUUGAAUGUAGCCACUGAGGAAACCUCUUACUCAGAAUCUGAUCAUUCAUACCAAAGAGAAACCCCUCAGUUUUCUUCCCUGUGA
Molecule: messenger RNA, 1557 nt
Organism: Puma concolor (puma)
Lineage: Eukaryota; Metazoa; Chordata; Mammalia; Carnivora; Felidae
Source: RefSeq, a predicted model, not a curated record